CUAAAAAAUCACUUUUGAGAAAUUUAACAUACAGCACCAACGUAUUGCGCAUGCGCAAACCACUCCGAGUGCGUCAGCGGUCAGCGUGUGGCAGGCAAAGCGAGCAGCUGUUCUGCAGUGGAGAAAAUACUUGUGCUGCUGGCUGCACUUUGUGCUGCUGCUGAUGAUGUCGCAUCUGAAAGCAGUAUGCAGCGAUCCAGGGGUUGUGCCAUUGCCGCAAUCAAGGAUGGACUUUUCGGAUAUUCAUACAGGAAGUUCUGGUGGAGAUGAUUGUGAUGAGAAAUGACUGGACUGUGUGCACUAGGUGUGAGACUUACAGACCACCUAGGGCACAUCAUUGUAGGAUUUGUAAAAGGUGCAUUAGGAGAAUGGAUCAUCAUUGUCCCUGGAUAAACAAUUGUGUUGGUGAAAGAAAUCAAAAAUAUUUCAUACCAUUUUUAGUGUAUGUCGGUACUCUAGCUUUAUACGCGAUAGCCUUAGUAAUCGUGUCUUGGGUAUUUGAUUAUCCACAGUGCAGCAAUGACAUUGCAAUAAAACAGAGUCGCAUUUUACACUGUGUGAUACUAGUUCUCGAAUCAUCAUUAUUUGGAAUGCUUGUAAUUGCAAUUCUAAUAUAUCAAUUCCAAGCUAUUCUUGAUGAUGAAACCGCUGUUGAACGUGUACAAGGAACUCACAAUCAUCAUAAGAAUACUCAUGCUUUUACUCUACUAGCUCAAGUCUGUGGCAAGAGCCAUCCUAUAUUCUGGCUGCUUCUUUGCCAUAAUCCUCCCCGUUAUUCUUGCAGGCGAGAUGAUCAUCUUAUAGACCAUCAAGUUUGAUUAAAUUAUCUAAUUUAAGUCAACAAAAAGAAAGUCUUUUAAAAAGAAAUUGUGAGUCAAGUUGAAAGUUGUAUAUUUAUUUAUCUGUUUUAGGUGGUUUUAGUUUUUAUAAUGAUUUGCUAUUGGAAUGAAUUCAAUUUAAACUCGAUUUAUCUUUUUUGUUCUUGUUCUAAAACAUAAAACAAAGUUUUUCUUUUCUAAAGACAAUAUUGACGAAACGUAAUAAAAUCUUGUGCCACUAUUUUUUUUAUAUUCUUACCAAAGGCAGUAUCAAGACAUAAAGAAUAAGAAAGUGUCAUAUAAACAAUUAUUAAAGUACAUUAAUUCGAGUACAAUUAAAAUAAUGUCACAAUGUUUCAAAAGCUGUGUUAUGUGUAUCAAUAGGAACUUCCAUGAUUAACAACAUAUUUUAUAUUAUAUCUUAGUCUUUGUAAUGUAUUUUAUAUUUUAAAUUAUGAUUGGAUUUGUUUGCAGUUUCUGUAUUAUACAUGUGUAUAUACACUUACUUGUUUAUGAUAGAUUGUAAUGCAACAAUUUUAUUCAUGAGAAUAUAUUUUAGUAUAUUAAAUAUCUUGAAAUCUUAAAUAUACAUAAGUGAAAUAUGAAAACAUGUAUUCUUUUAAUGCUGAUAUUCUAAUUUCUAAGAUAUUUCAACGUCAAGUUAAUAAAAGUUGUUGCUACAUAAACAAGUACAAGUCUUGAGAUUUUUUGGGACAUGGUUGAGUAUGUGCAAUUAAAUAGCGCAUCUCGACAAUACCCACAAGGAACAAAGAAAAAAAGUCAUGAGGUUUAAUUAAUGCAUCUAAACAAUUAAAAGUAAAAAAUUAAAAUUACAAUACUGAUAAACAAGCAAUCAUUUAGAAAAUAAUGAUACAAAAUCUAAUAAAAUUAUAGGUGUUAAACUACUGAAAGAGAAAUGUAACAACAUCAAAUCAAUAGUGCAGUAAGUGCAAUAAGUGAUGUAUUAGUAACAGUCUUGAAAUGUAUGCUCGAUAAAAUAAUUGUAGAAAAAACUUACUUGUAAGAUCUUCAAUAACAGACGCAAAGAAGCAUUCCAAAAAGAAACAAACUUUCUCCUGAUAUUCUUUUCUGUGUCCAUAUUUUGGAAAAACUGUGCUACUUACUCGCACUUGUUGGCAAUAAAGCAGAUAUGAUUCAUCUGAGGCGGAGGAAGGUGAAAUUAUGAAUAAAAUGUUAUAAUUCUUGAUGCAAGGAAAAAAGAACUAUUGUAUGCUUGUGAACACAUGUAAACAAACUUGAUUAUAUAUUAUACUUAUUUGUUUUGAAAAAUAUAAAUAUUCUAAAAUA
This is a messenger RNA of Nasonia vitripennis (jewel wasp), 2126 nucleotides long. RefSeq names its product palmitoyltransferase ZDHHC3-like. Gene Ontology annotation, biological process: protein targeting to membrane; peptidyl-L-cysteine S-palmitoylation. Gene Ontology annotation, molecular function: protein-cysteine S-palmitoyltransferase activity. Lineage: Eukaryota; Metazoa; Arthropoda; Insecta; Hymenoptera; Pteromalidae. Bases 267 to 818 code for a protein of 183 amino acids. The transcript is spliced from 3 exons. Gene Ontology annotation, cellular component: endoplasmic reticulum; Golgi apparatus. The record is from RefSeq and is a predicted model, not a curated record.